UGUAUCGAUCGGCAAGUAUGAAUAGGUUUUCGGACGACCAUUACAGCUAUUAUGGCUCGUCGUCGCCAUCUGCGAAAGUCCCGACGGCCCUGAGGGCGUUGUCGGACGAUAGUGGCAACGAGCUGCCAAUGUACGAGCCGCUAUCGGAUGCUGCUAAGAAGGAAAGGUCAAGAGCCAAGUUUGCGGAGAAGGCCGUUCAUGCCAUCCCUUUAGUGCUUCUUUUCUGCGCUUUCAUUCUGUGGAUGUUUUCUAAUCCGGAUAUCAACUUAAGAGAAAGUAUAAUUGCAGAAGAAAUAAAAGCAAUGGCAAAUAAAGGUGAGUUAAGCAGCGAUGAUACAGGACAUUUACCUCUACACCUUGUCGAUUUGCCGGGUACAAUAAGAGAUACCAAUACUAUUUUCUCACGAAAUAGACCAUGA
This is a messenger RNA of Salvia splendens (bonfire salvia), 419 nucleotides long. RefSeq lists its product as uncharacterized. Lineage: Eukaryota; Viridiplantae; Streptophyta; Magnoliopsida; Lamiales; Lamiaceae. The transcript has 2 exons. Bases 18 to 419 code for a protein of 133 amino acids. The record is from RefSeq and is a predicted model, not a curated record.